Molecule: messenger RNA, 1371 nt
Organism: Talaromyces marneffei
Lineage: Eukaryota; Fungi; Ascomycota; Eurotiomycetes; Eurotiales; Trichocomaceae
Exons: 2
Coding region: 1-1371 (456 amino acids)
Source: RefSeq, a predicted model, not a curated record
AUGAGUCUACUUAAAGCAUGGCUCACGCCUAUGUGCAGCCAAAAGCCUGCUUUUGUGCAUGCAACUGAGUGCGUGUCUAUGUUAGCAUGUCCUUGGUGCGGUCAAGAAAACCCUAACAAAAGGGAUAAAGAGAAACAGCCUCAAACUACCACUACAUUCAAAGAGUCUGUUUCUCAAAGCAGAGAACUCCGGCAGAAAGCUAUAGUGAUUGGGAAGAAGUUUUUACCUGGACGGAACAACAUUGGAUCCUCAGUUCUAUCAGCAGAAAAGAAGACUAUGGCAGAGGGACAUUAUAAUCUAUCGAUUGCUCUUUAUAAGCCCAAGAACGAUGGAUCCCCCUGGUUCAAUGGUAAAUGGACAAAAGUCGCGAACUAUAGCAUCUUAUUAGCUCAAUACGAAGUCUUCGAUAUCCGCACCCCCGCUGAAUUGAUCAAGAAUCUCGAACCCUCAUGUCGGGAGCUACAACAACUACUUAAAUCUAAGGCCCAGUAUACUCCUCGACUUGCAUCAACAGCAAACGAGAGAAUGGCUGAAUUUUUAUCGGAUACGGUACUUCAAGAAGGAUUCGAGAAUCUGCUUCUAAAUCUAGAAGUCGAUAAGAAGAAGCUCCGAGAAAAUCCUAAUCCGCAAUACAAAUUGCAUAUUUGUUUUGGGAAAUAUCCCGAAUUAGAAAGCAACGGUGAAUCACUAAGUGACAUUGAAUCACCAAGCGACAGUGAAUCACAAGAUGAUUAUAAGCGUACAAUCAAUAUCAGUGAUCAAAUCUCAGAUAAUGACAUCGACUAUUCUACCGAUACUACCAACCGUGCCUUCCCCCCAGUCGAUUUUUAUCCUCAAUCUGAUGCAUUGAAAAGAAGACGUGCUUCAUCAGCUACCUCAUUCCUAGUGUCUAAGCCAAAGAAGAAGACCCAAACACAAUAUAAUGGUAGCGCCGGUAUCACCAUUAAGAAAGAGAAGAAAGCCGAUCCCAUCAUUAAGAAAGAGAAGGAACCGUUUGGAAUUGCACAUACUCAAACUAGCCAUAAUGUAAUCAGUAUCUCUAGUGAUGAUGAAGCAAUAUCUGAUAAUAAUGAUGAAGCACUUAGUGAGGCGUUCCGUCUUUUAAAGGACGUCGUGAGACGGGCGAAGAAGAAGUCGAGUCUAGCGGAGAGUCUGGAUAAUGGAUUGAAAGUUAAGUGUGAGCUAGAGGAAGAAGCUAAUCUAUUGGCAGUACCUGUCGAGGAUGCUAGUCUAUUAAAAGAGCCAGCAGAGCAAUCCGAUCUGUUAGCAGUGGCUGCCGAGGAAUCUAGUCUAUUAUUAGCUCAGGAUGGACCAGCAUCCAACACUCGGAGACGGCAUGGCAAGUUGUUCCCUAAGAAACAUUUCCUUUGA